UAGUUAUCGACCCAUCGAAUUUGUAGUAAUCUCUUGAAAUAUGAAAUCAGCUGGUUUUGACAUUUGAUUAUUGCUUCGCGUUGAGGUAACGAUGGCCAAGUAUUUGGGACUAGACCGUCUUGGUAAAAUUUUCCAAAUAAUCCGCCAAUCUGGUGGAAUAAAAAAUGCCUAUAUGAAAAUGUACAGGUAUGAUGAUCUAAAAAUUGGUACACUCGUUGGGACAGACAAAUAUGGCAACAGGUAUUAUGAAAACCCUUAUUACUUUUAUGGCCGAAAUCGUUGGGUGGAAUAUGCCGAUCACUUAAAUUUGGAAUAUGACGGUUCACAAAUACCCGCAGAUUGGUAUGGGUGGAUGCAUUACAAGACCGACUUACCGCCAAUACGCGAUGGGAGCCGUCCCAAAUAUAAGUGGAUGGCUGAUCACAGUGAAAAUUUGUCUGGCACUAAAGAACAAUAUAUGCCGUAUUCAACCACACCACCAAAAGUACAGGCAUGGGAUCCGAAAAAAUCUAAAUGAGUUGUUUUUGUAAUUUCAAAAAUGUUUAGUGAAUAUUAAAAAAUACGAAUUAUUGUCAAUUUUCAAAAAUUUGUCAACAAUACAAAAAUCCAUAUUCGAAA
This is a messenger RNA of Bactrocera neohumeralis, 618 nucleotides long. RefSeq names its product probable NADH dehydrogenase [ubiquinone] 1 alpha subcomplex subunit 12 (gene ND-B17.2). Gene Ontology annotation, biological process: mitochondrial respiratory chain complex I assembly; response to oxidative stress. Lineage: Eukaryota; Metazoa; Arthropoda; Insecta; Diptera; Tephritidae. The coding region runs from base 92 to 517 and encodes 141 amino acids. The record is from RefSeq and is a predicted model, not a curated record. Gene Ontology annotation, cellular component: membrane. The transcript is spliced from 5 exons.